This is a messenger RNA of Arabis nemorensis, 1185 nucleotides long. Lineage: Eukaryota; Viridiplantae; Streptophyta; Magnoliopsida; Brassicales; Brassicaceae. The record is from the annotation of a GenBank genome assembly.
AUGGGUCUGGCCGAGAAUCAGGUCUCGUUUGAUCUUCUAGAGUCUUACUUAGAGAAGAAGAAUCCAGAAGGUUCGAUGUGGGGAUCAAAAGGAGCACUUGGUUUCCGAGAAAACGCUCUGUUCCAAGACUACCACGGUCUCAAAUCUUUCAGACAAGCCAUGGCUAGCUUCAUGGAGCAGAUUCGUGGAGGUAAAGCUAGAUUCGAUCCCGACCGGAUCGUCCUCACCGCCGGAGCCACCGCCGCUAACGAACUCUUAACUUUCAUCCUCGCCGAUCCCAACGACGCCCUUCUCGUCCCCACACCGUACUAUCCAGGAUUCGAUAGAGACUUGAGAUGGAGAACCGGAGUGAAAAUUGUACCGAUCCAUUGCGACAGCUCCAACCAUUUCCAGAUAACCCCGGAGGCACUCGAGUCGGCAUGCCAAACGGCUCAUGACGCGAACAUUAGAGUCCGGGGAGUUCUCAUAACCAACCCAUCGAACCCAUUAGGUGCGACGGUCCAAAAGAAGGUUCUGGAAGAUCUCCUCGACUUCUGCGUACGCAAGAACAUUCACCUGGUCUCAGAUGAGAUCUACUCUGGCUCCGUCUUCCACGCCUCCGAGUUCACCAGCGUAGCUGAGAUUGUCGAGAACAUCGAUGACGUGACAGUCAAGGAACGUGUUCACAUCGUCUACAGCUUCUCCAAGGAUCUUGGUCUUCCCGGUUUCCGUGUCGGGACCAUCUACUCGUACAACGAUAGUGUUGUCCGGACAGCGAGAAGGAUGUCGAGCUUCACGCUUGUCUCGUCGCAGACACAACACAUGUUGGCUUCUAUGUUGUCGGAUGAAGAAUUCACGGAGAAGUACAUUAGGAUCAACCGGGAAAGGCUUUUGAGACGGUACGAGACAAUUGUGGAAGGGCUUAAGAAGGCAGGGAUCGAGUGUUUCAAGGGAAACGCAGGGCUGUUUUGUUGGAUGAAUUUGAGUUUCUUGCUCGACAAGAAAACGAAAGACGGGGAGCUCGAGCUUUGGGACGUGAUCCUGAAGGAGUUGAAGCUGAAUAUAUCGCCGGGGUCUUCGUGCCAUUGCUCGGAGUAUGGAUGGUUUAGGGUUUGUUUCGCUAAUAUGAGUGAGAACACUUUGGAGAUUGCGUUGAAGAGAAUACAUGAGUUCAUGGACCAACGAAGGAGGUUUUUAAUUAUUUAA